AGAAGGAGAAAGAGAGAGUUUAAAGUUGAAGACAACAACAACAAGCAACUCCUCAAUCAGUGGGACAAUGCAUGCGUAGUUCCACCUAUAAUUCAUAUUACUGCUGCUCAGAAAAAAGAGGGAGGGUAAAAAAGAAGAGUUAUACACACUGAUUCAAAAAAGCUAAGCAGUGGGGAGCUGUAAAAACAGUGGACAGAAGGUAACACACACAAAAAAAAUCUGAUUUUGAAAAAUCCUGCAAAUGUAAAACAACCAGGGGAAGAAUUCUAUCAUCUUCAGAAAGUGCCUCUAUGCCGUCAUGCCCAUCCCCAUGGCAACAAGGACAAUAAUGAUGCUGGCUGUCAUCUUGAUGUUUUUGGCUUCGUCGCAUGCGAUGAGCAAUGAGCUGGAAGAUUAUGGCACCUGGAACUAUAGAGAAGGAGCGGAGCACGUGAACGUGGCUAAUGUUAGGAGUGUAACAAGAGUGCUGGACAGUUGGGGCAAGCGCAUCUUUAACGAGAUCAAGACGCUGCUGCACUCCCAGCCCAAUACUCUCCUGCCUGACUACUCAAGAGUAAGUCCUCUCUCCGAGUCUCUCAAUGAUCUCUUCAGAGAAGUCUCCCACUUACAAAGGCGCAUCACAGACCUCAACAAUCGCCUAGCAACCUUGGAACCCUUUCUCCGUCGUCAUGGCUACCAUGAGGAAGACAAGGAUGCCACCAAAGUGCCCCCCCAGAGCCUAAAAGCUGUAGGAACAAGUCUGGCACAGUACCCACGCCAGCACAGGGUUCGAGUGGCCGGGCCCAUGAACAGGGUGGCUCGAACCAGGAGAGUGAGGUUGUACAAGGAUAAAAACGGGAAGGUCAAAGUCAGGGAGAUAGGAACAUAGAAAGGAAACAGAAAUAUAUGUUCUAGAUGAAGACGUAUAAAGAUAUCAAUAUUUUUAAAAAGAUAAUAAUAAUAUUCAGAUCUUAUUUGUGAUGCAUCGAGUAUAAUCAGAAUCUUGUCCAAGGUGAAUCGUCAUUCUUAUAUCAACCUGCUUUACGUACAACAUAUAAAUUAUACAGUAAUAUACUCUUUCUGCUGGCUGCACUAGUGUCAGUUUAGAUCUCAAAGGUCCAAUCAGAGUUCUCAGGCAGAGGAAACUUUAAGAGGCUUUCACUGGACUGUAACUAACACCUUCGGCAUGGAAAACUUUGCCUAGCUUGUUACCAGUCCCCUGGUGAUCUACUUCUUUCACCAAGUUAGUUUUAAAAGCCUCAGAGGAAAUUCAUGUUUUAUAUUUGAAGUUUGUACUUUUGAGAUGAGGACAGAAGCUAAUACACGAGUGUGAGAAUUAAGCUGAAUAAACCGCUUCUCAAUAAACAUGUGCAGAAACACUCCGUGAUCUUAA
Messenger RNA from Clarias gariepinus (North African catfish), 1372 nucleotides. RefSeq lists its product as uncharacterized. NCBI's taxonomy places the organism in Eukaryota, Metazoa, Chordata, Actinopteri, Siluriformes, Clariidae. The transcript is spliced from 4 exons. The record is from RefSeq and is a predicted model, not a curated record. The coding region runs from base 299 to 868 and encodes 189 amino acids.